Molecule: messenger RNA, 1434 nt
Organism: Sinocyclocheilus grahami
Lineage: Eukaryota; Metazoa; Chordata; Actinopteri; Cypriniformes; Cyprinidae
Gene: lipia
Product: lipase, member Ia
Exons: 9
Coding region: 1-1104 (367 amino acids)
Biological process (GO): lipid catabolic process
Molecular function (GO): glycerophospholipase activity
Source: RefSeq, a predicted model, not a curated record
AUGCAAAAUGUCUGUUGGCUUGUGUUUGUGACGCUGAUGCUGAUGUUUGACGCUCACAGAGCUCAGGAGUGUGAGGAGAUGACGGACCUGGAUCUGAAGCACUCUCUGUCUGGGACGUCUCUGAGCGUGAGGCUCCUGCUCUACACUCGGGUCAAUGUGUCCUGCGCUCAGCUGCUGUCCCAUCGAGAGCCCUUCAGAAACCCUCGCUUCAACCUCAGCUCCCCGAGCACCUUCCUCAUCCACGGCUACCGGCCCACCGGCUCGCCUCCCGUCUGGCUCACUCAGUUCGUGCAGCUCCUCCUGCAGCGCCGCGACAUGAACGUGAUCGUGGUGGACUGGAACCGCGGAGCCACCAACAUAAACUACUGGAAAGUGGUGGACAACACACGCAAGGUGGCCGCGAACCUCACCGACCUCAUCCAGAAGAUGAAGGAGAAAGGGGCUGAUCUCGGCUCCAUACACAUGAUCGGUGUCAGUUUAGGGGCCCACAUCUCGGGUUUCACUGGGGCCAAUUUUAAAGGAAGCAUUGGCAGAAUAACAGCACUGGAUCCGGCGGGGCCCGAGUUUAACGGUCAGCCCCCCAGCGAGCGUCUCGACCCGUCUGAUGCCCAGUUCGUGGAGGCGCUGCACACAGACAUGGACGCGCUGGGCUAUCGUGAUGUCCUGGGUCACAUCGACUAUUACGCAAACGGUGGAGCGGAUCAGCCUGGAUGCCCCAGAACCAUCUUUUCAGAGUUCGGUUACAAGGUUGAUAUUAUCACAUGGAACCAGAAGACACACUGGGGAUAUUUAACGAUUAAAUUAAGCGAUGGACAGGAAGAGGCGCAAGUUGAGCUCAAUCAUAAAUCCCUGAUGUUUGAGAGGUUUGUGGAGAGCAGCGUUCUGGCUCAGUUUGACCGAGACGUCCAGCCUGUGAAAGAGAUCUCACUCAAGUUCUGUACGGGGAAAGGACUCCGGCCGAGCAAGAAACUGCGGCUCCUGCGCAUCCGCCUCACUCCUCUACAGAACCACCUCAGCGGGCCUCUGUGUCGCUAUGAUCUUCUGCUGGAGGAAAAUAAAGAGGUGACGUUCAGACCGAUUCCCUGUGAAGACUCGAACUUCUGAUCCAGACACCGCUGUCCUUUUCUCUCGGGUCAGCGUCAGUGCUGUCUUUCAGAGUCCCUUCAGAAAUCUCAUUUACAGCUUGUUGUUUGGUUUUCUUAAAGAAAGUGUUGCUGUACCUUCGUGGUUUUUAUGUAAUGUAAAUAAAUAUUUUUGUAAAUAUUUAUUUGUCUUGUUUUUGCCUCGGUGAUAUUUAUGGUAUUGCUUUAGUUUUCUUUGUUUUAAAGUAUAGUUUUUUUCUUAGAGGACACUUUUUUUACAUCUUAUGCCUCACGUCUUGCCUUUCCGCUCACUGCAUAUAAAAAUGAAAUUGUGAUGUAAUCAUACAUGUAU